Messenger RNA from Sorghum bicolor (sorghum), 900 nucleotides. RefSeq lists its product as uncharacterized. The transcript has 6 exons. The coding region runs from base 1 to 900 and encodes 299 amino acids. The record is from RefSeq and is a predicted model, not a curated record. NCBI's taxonomy places the organism in Eukaryota, Viridiplantae, Streptophyta, Magnoliopsida, Poales, Poaceae.
AUGGCGGGCGCACACGAGAACGAGAGAAAGAGAGGAGAGAGGGAUAGAGGCGGCGGGCGUGCGGCGUACGACGGGGCGGUGCUUAGAAUUGGAGACGUUGACCAGUGCGCAUUGUACGUGUCACUGGCACCUGGUAUGGAAAAUCCUGCGGGGAUGGACCUGUCAGAGGGCGAUGCUGCUCGUGCGGCGUCUGACGUUUAUCCCGACAACGUCGCUGGCCAGAAGACGGCUGAGCCGGCAGUUGUCGUUGAAGACGCCGCGCCGCAGACCACCCAGGAGGGAACCGAGGGGCACCCCACAGUGGUGGUCGGGGCUGAGACUGCUGAGGAGCACCCAGCUCCAGCGAAGACCAGAGCAGGCACCACUGUGGGGAAUGAAGAGACUGCGAGGACACCUCCCCCGAACAGUGUUGCAGAGGAGGAAGACAAGGCUCCGACUCUCCCGCCUGCUGAAGAAAGGAGGGUCCCCACUCCACCCCGAGCAGAGACCUCUUCGCCAAAGGGCUCCCCUGGCCAUGGUAAAGGUCCAGUGAUACCUGUGACCACGGCUGGGGGAAGCACAGGGGGCGAGGAGACUCAAGCGGCCUCCGACGACGAAGUUGAAGAAAUCCAGGGUCGCCCCCAUGAUGGUCGCCAGCACGUUGCGCGCCUCCGCCAAGAAAAGGAGAGGCUCGACCAGGAGCGUGCCGGCGCGCUAGAGGCUGGGCGCCGAGCUGGUGUGGAAUUAAGCAACAAGAGCCGGGAGUUGGCUGUGCAGUACGAUACUCCAGUAGUGGAGUUCGUAGCAGCACACUCCACACUGAACACGCACGUACGAGAGAUUCUUGUGCUUGACGUGCGCAACGUCCCCGAGAUCGAUGUAUCACCGGCCGGCGUCUCACAUUAUCUGCAUCUUUGGUAA